UUUAACAACUGAAUGUAAAAUGUACGGCAAUUUAGUUGCUUAUUUCACAAUUUCAACCUUUAUAUCAAUUUUGUAACACAUUUUGUUUGAAUCGAAACCAUAUUAUAAAGCUAUUUCGGCAAUAACGUCGCCAAAAUGCUAUCCAAAAGAGGCAAGCAUUUAGUACCUGAUUUCUGUGCUACAACAAGUCCUGAAAAUCCUAACUCGGAAGUCAUCGUUGCUCUGUUAAAUCAGAUACAAUGCAUGUACAUAAAACUAUGUUCCACCAUGAAUACUCCAGGCGUAUUUCAAUUUGCGGAAGAUCAAUGCAAAUUUCAAGAACAGAUACAAUGCUUGGAAGAAAUGAAUGCCCAACUGGAGAAAGAACUUGCCCGUUUAAACCAAGAGUUGACCAAAGUGAUGGGAUAUUUGGACGAAGAAGUCCAACUUCGCUCCAGUCUUGAGUGUCAAGUAAUGGAAUUAAAGAAAGCAAUCAACACGAUUGAUCAAGAACUUUGUGUCGUGAUUGCGGAAAGGGAUCAAUUAUGCAUGCAAAUCGAAGACACGAGUCGACGCCUUGAAUUGGGUCAGCAAAGUCUUUUAGCAUUGCAAUGCGAACGGGACGAGUUGUACCAAAAUUUGACAGUUCAUCAAAGUAACGCAAAGAAAACUGGGGGUUUGCAGAAUGAUUUGAAGCAAGGGUUGGCUGAUUGUUGUGCAAGAGUGGACGAAUUGACGAAACAAAUUGGAUGUUUGCAUGCUGAGGUUAACAAGGCGAACAGAGAGAGGGAUGAUUUACUGAGGGAAAGAGACGAGUUACUUCGGAAAUUGGACUGUCUCCGAGAGAAAUAUGAGACUUCAAAAUGCCUUAAUGACCAAAUCAUUGAAAAACUUCAUGAUCAAGUCAAAUGUUUAGAAACUCAGCAAGCAAGCUCUUGUCAAAAGUACACUCGGAUUUUGCAAGCUCAUCAUGUCGAGUUGGACAGGAUAAAUGCAGAAAAAAUGAGACUGGAAGAUUUAUACGCUGAGGAGAAAGGAUGCAGAGAAGACCUCGAAAGGAAACUGAGAGACUGUGAAGAACAAAAGAGGAAAGCACGAAGUGGGAGUGGUGGUGGUGGUCCCUGGGGUGGUGGUGGGAGUGGUCCUGGGGGCCCUGGUCCUGGUGGGCGUGGUGGAGGGUUGUUCGGAAACCAAAAUCCGAAUGGAAAUGACAGCAAUUCAUUACCACCACAAUCCCCACCUAAAUGUGACCAGUACAAGGCUGACAUUCAACGUUUAGAACAGCAGAAAGAAAUGUUGGAAAAAUCUAAAACUUGUCUGGAACAACAAGUCAUUCAGUUAUCCAACAUCAAUACACAAAUUAGUCUCGAACUAGAAAAAGCACUCAUUAAGCCAGUCGUGAAUGACUUUGGUCAAAGUACUGAUAAUUAUGCUGAUGAAAUUGACCAGUACAAAGCUGACAUUCAGAGUUUAGAAAAGGAGAAGGAAAUGUUGACAGAAUCGAGAAAAUAUUUAGAACAACAAGUUGCCGACUUGCUAAAUAACAAUUCACAAAUUAGCCAAGAGUUAAAAUCUCUUCAAGAAAAUGUACAAGAAAAGGCGAAAGAAAGUGAAAAUGUUAUAAAACCACCACCGCCUGAGACUAGCGAUUUUAGUGGUCAGACGAUUCAAAUUCAAGAUGAUUUUGUAACUGACGAUGAAGAUAACAAUAACUAUGAAGAAGAUAAGGAAGACGAGUACAAGUCUCAAAUCCAGCGUCUCGAAUAUGACUUGGCCUUUGAGAAACAGCAACAUUACGCUUUCGUGAAAAAUGCAGAAAAGGACAAACAGACAUUUGCUAAUUUGACUAGCAUGAAGGACAAAAUCGAGUCUGAGGUUAUUCGUCUCCGAGAAGCGAUCAGCAAUCAAUUCGUCGAACGAACUGAUUUAAAUCAACUCAAGGACAGUUACGAAAUUCAACUCACCCAUUUGCAGAAUAAGUUUGAAGCCCAGUUGGAAAUGAAUAGGCAGCUUGCCGAGAUAAAUGAGCAAUUAGGCAAACAGUUCAAAGACCGAGAUUUAAUCAACUCUAUUCGAGACUCGAAUGAAGAGCUUCUCCGAAAAGAGCUGAGUUCAGUUAUCAAUGCUUCCAAAUGUGAUGCGGAUAAGCUACGGAGAAUAAUUGAUGAUAGGAAUGAGGAAGUCGCAUCCUUGAGAAAAUUGAUAUCUCAUCUGAAACAUAAAUACGUCUCGGCUGCCCACAAGAAUGACAAAUUGCUCAAAAAAGUCCAAAUUCUUGCUUCCACCAGUAGGGAAAACUUUCUAGAAAUGGAUUCAGAGACAGAAACCAAUAAUAAUAUUUAAUAUUUAGCUAAAUGAGUGAUGUUGUGCUAAAUCUGCAAAAGUUGCUUAGAAUGAGAUUGAAAAAUAAAUGAGUGAAUGAAUUACUGC
Folsomia candida is the source of this 2409-nucleotide messenger RNA. RefSeq names its product myosin-4-like. The transcript is spliced from 9 exons. The record is from RefSeq and is a predicted model, not a curated record. The coding region runs from base 136 to 2322 and encodes 728 amino acids. NCBI's taxonomy places the organism in Eukaryota, Metazoa, Arthropoda, Collembola, Entomobryomorpha, Isotomidae.